AUGCGUCACAUCAUGUGCGGGUGUAUGCGCGCUCUCCUGCUCGUCACUUUAUUGUCCUUUGUGUCCGCCCAGAACGUCACCUGGAUGAGUCCGUCCGCGGGCGACGUGUACGCGUCUGGCGACAUGAUCGCUGGGCGUUGGAGCGUGGACGGCACACAGGAGUACUCGUCGCCUUCGUUUCGCCUUUGUCCACCAGAUGCCGAGCAAGCAAGUGGAGGCUGUGGGGCAGCGGUGUGGCCAACGGUGGAACAGGAUGGGGGAUCGUAUCUAAUUUAUAUGUCGUUGCCAGAUGUGUCUGACAGUACGCAGUUCGUCCUCCAGAUGGCCGGAACUACAGGCGAGACGAGCGAAUCGCCCGCGUUUUCGCUAGUCCCUGUCAACAGUAGAGCCUCGCCCGGUUCAACAAAAGUGACGACCAACACGACCCACUCGCCUCCUGAUUCCCUCGCGUCUCCAUCCCUACCCUCGUCCAACUCUUCCGCCACACCGCUCCCAAACUACGCCGAGACAACGAUGCCCGCACCGACCGCCGCGUACGCUGUUCCUCUCGCGCUUGUCGGGUCUGUCAUCGUCGCGGCUACCGGCCUAAGGCCUCUCGCGGCGGUCAAGCGUGACGAUCGAGGCGGGUACAGGGCGAUACACGCGCUUUCCGGGGCUCCGGCGCGGCGGGGGGACCCUCAGGAGCGUGUUUAG
Molecule: messenger RNA, 693 nt
Organism: Fibroporia radiculosa
Lineage: Eukaryota; Fungi; Basidiomycota; Agaricomycetes; Polyporales; Fibroporiaceae
Exons: 4
Coding region: 1-693 (230 amino acids)
Source: RefSeq, a predicted model, not a curated record